This is a messenger RNA of Oncorhynchus masou masou (cherry salmon), 2182 nucleotides long. Its product is annotated as CMRF35-like molecule 8. The record is from RefSeq and is a predicted model, not a curated record. Lineage: Eukaryota; Metazoa; Chordata; Actinopteri; Salmoniformes; Salmonidae. The coding region runs from base 183 to 1520 and encodes 445 amino acids. Gene Ontology annotation, molecular function: transmembrane signaling receptor activity. Gene Ontology annotation, cellular component: plasma membrane. The transcript is spliced from 7 exons.
GACACCUGGACCAACCUGUAGAGAACACAACAUUAUAUCAGGACCUAUAGACACCUGGACCAACCUGUAGAGAACACAACAUUAUAUCAGGACCUAUAGAGACCUGGACCAACCUGUAGAGAACACAACAUUAUAUCAGGACCUAUAGACACCUGGACCAACCUGGAGAGAACAACAACAAGAUGAGGAUCCUGCUGAUAGUCAUCCUCCUCUCCUUCAUGACAGGUCGUUUGAGCUCCUUCAAAGUGACAGGAUACUCUGGAGGAACUGUCAUCAUCUCCUGUCAUUAUUCCACAGAAGACAGAAGUCGUGACAAAUAUUUCUGCGUGAGGCAGUAUAGUUAUAGUUUGAGUUGUGAGGAUCAAAUCAGAACUGGAUUGAGGAACACCUGGGUGCACAGUGGUAGAUUCUCUCUGUAUGACAACACUGGAGGAAACUACUUCAAGGUGAUCAUCAGACAACUGACCAGACCAGAUGAAGGGACCUACUGGUGUGGAGUGGACAUACCUACUAUACCUGACAGUUAUACCAAGGUAGAGCUGGAGGUGAAGAAGGAUGACUGCUGUGAGAAGUCAGUCACAGAGACGGCCUUUCUGGGAGGAGAAGCUUCCAUCAGAUGCAACUAUCCAGAGGACAAUGAGGACGACAUCAAGUAUUUCUGCAAAGAAGACAGUGAAUCUGACUGUGAAAACAAGAUAUCAGAUACACAUCAUGAAAAACCUAGAAGAUAUUCUCUUUCUAAGAGAAGAAGAGAGAGAUUCUCCACAGUGACCAUCAGUGACCUGACUGAAGAUGAUACUGGGACCUACUGGUGUGGAGUAGAAACCAACAGGACAGAACAACGUUACAUUACACUGAUCACACAGGUGAAGCUGCUUGUUAUAAUGAAACCAACCAACACCACAACAACAACAACAACAACUGCACCACCAGACCCACCCACAACCACCUUCCUCUCACCACCAUCAUCAUCAUCAUCAUCAUCAUCACUCAACGGCUCUGGUACCUCAGUGGUCAUCAUGGUGUCUGUUAGUCUGGUAGUGUUACUGCUGCUGAUCAGCCUGAUCCUAGUCUACAGAUGGAAAUACAACAAGGUCACAGGAUCUGUCUCUUCAACACACAGAGUGAGUCCAGACACAGUAAACAAUGACGGGGGUUGUCAUGGUGACGGUGACUAUGAGGAGAUAAUGGAGCGCCCCCUACAGUCAGACUCAGAUGCUGCGACCUCCACCAUCUACGCCACCGCCAACUUACCCACAAGCUACUCUGACUCUCCCCAUUACGCCAGCGUCAACUUCCACAACAACCCCAGUAGCCCCAAUGAAGCAACUGCCACCAUCACUGACGAGGGAAGCUGCCCCAAUGAGGACAUUGCUGCCAUUACCGAAGAGGGCACUUCAUCAUGUGACUAUGCUAAUGUGAACUGUCAAAGCCCCACCUACUCUACUGUCAAUCAUCCACACUGUUCCUCUGAGGCUCCUCCCAUCUCCUCCACGGGCAGCAUACCCAUAGACACUUGAGUCACUGGCAACCAAUCACAAGAUACAUACACUCACAGUCUACUUCAUGUUCUCUCAGUGACAGUGAGUUUGUAUGUCUUGCCCUGUUGAGCGGAAGUGCCACUUUAUGGAAAAUGUACAGAAAAUGUCCUGCACAAAACUGACAGUGAUAUAGGGGUGGAGUCAACAAACUCCGCCUUCGCAGUUUAAACUGUUCAAUAUGAGCGCAGCCACCCAGUAGAUGAUGAUGAUGAUGACGAGCAUUAUAAUAAUUAUAAUUUUACAGUGAUGUUGUUUUGUCUUCAUUGUAUUUAUGAUUGUACAUUCUUAACUAAAUAAUAACAUCUGACUUCUCUAGACUGUUCCUCCUGACAGCAAAGAUAAUCUAUUAUGGGAUGCAGGUAGCCCAGCAGUUAAGAGUGUUGGGCCAGUAACUGGAUGUGUUGUGUGUUAAGGGGGAUGUGUUGUGUUAAGGGGAAUGUGUUGUGUUAAGGGAGAUGUGUUGUGUUAAGGUGGAUGUGUUGUGUUAAGGGGAAUGUGUACAGUUGAGGAAACUCAUCAGUACAUUAAAUGAUGAUUUUGGUUUAAUAUAAAUCUGUCAUAAUUUUAUUGUGGUGGUUUUAUAAUGUGAUUUUGUCUGACUUCUAUGUAGUAUAGUAUAUUAUUACCUAAAUAAAAAAUUG